Molecule: messenger RNA, 2688 nt
Organism: Dipodomys spectabilis (banner-tailed kangaroo rat)
Lineage: Eukaryota; Metazoa; Chordata; Mammalia; Rodentia; Heteromyidae
Gene: Vsig10l
Product: V-set and immunoglobulin domain containing 10 like
Exons: 10
Coding region: 1-2616 (871 amino acids)
Molecular function (GO): protein binding
Source: RefSeq, a predicted model, not a curated record
AUGGGCACCUCGUGGGCUUUGCCCCUCUUCCUACUCCUGGGCUCUGUAGUCCAGAUCCUUCCUCUGGAACUUCAGCAAGGCUCUGUCUCCUUAGAUGCAGUCAACUCCUCUCAGGGUCUGGGUUCGAAAAUCCCCUCCACUGGACUCCCAAGCCUGAACUCAGAUGGGUCUGUGGGUUCCCCAGCGUCUGGUAGGAUCCCUGAUCCCACCCUGUUUCCCGAGUCUCUCAGUGGAAAUGGCAGGGCCAGCUCCCGGUGGCCACAUGCUUCAACCGAGACAGGAGCGCCCAGCUCUGACCCGACCUCUGAGCUCUCUGGCGCCAAAGCACUUCCUGACAUCUCAGGGGCUCAAAUUCCUGCCCCAAAUGCCACGCCUCCCUUCUCCCCGAAGACCCUGGCUUCCAACGCUUCUGCUCAAGAUACCAAAGCAUCUGGCGAGGCUCCCGGUUCCAAACUCCCCUCUAAGAGUCAGGACCUUGAACUUUCCCCCUACGGCCUUGGAUUCCAAGUUCCUUUCGAGACCCAUCCCGCGGAAAGCUUCCCCCAGCAGGUGGGGGGCCCUCUGGCUGUGCUAGUGGGGACCACCAUCCGCCUCCCCCUGGCUCCAGCCCCCAGUCCUGGCCCCCCUGCUCCACUCGUGGUCUGGCGACAGGGCUCAAAGGUGCUGGCAGCCGGGGCCCUGGGCCCUGGGGCUCCCCUACUCAGCCUGGACCCUGCUCAUCGCGAGCGCCUGCGCUUCGACAGGGCAGGAGGGGGGCUGGAACUGGCCUCUGCCCAGAUGUCGGACGCGGGCGUCUACACGGUGGAGGUGAUCCGGGGAGGGGUCUCUCGGCAGGUUCGGGAGUUCACAGUGGACGUGUAUGAGCCCCUUCCCCCGCUGUCGGUGCAGCCCAAGGCCCCGGAGAUCGAGGAGGGGGCGGCCGAACUCCAGCUGCGCUGCGUGGGGUGGAAGCCGGGUCGCGGGAAGCUGAGCUGGAGCCGCGACGGCCACGCCCUGGAGGCCGCGGACCCAGAGGGCGGCGCCACGCCCCGCAUCCGCACUGAGGGCGACCAGCUGCGCAUAGCGCGCCCGGGGCGCAGGGACCAGGCCCGGUACACCUGCAGCGUCCGCAGCCCCUUCGGCCACCGCCAGGCUGCGGCCCUCGUCAGCGUCUUCUACGGCCCGGACCCGCCCGUUAUCACCAUCUCAUCGGACCGCGACGCCGCCCCCGCGCAGUUCGUCUCCGCGGGCACCGACGUGACCUUGCGCUGUGCCGCCGCCUCGCGGCCGCCCGCCGACAUCGCCUGGAGCCUGGCCGACCCCGCGGAGGCGGCGGUGCCCGCCGGGCCGCGCCUCCUGCUGCCCGCCGUGGGGCCGGGCCACGCCGGCGCCUACGCCUGCAUUGCCGCGAACCCGCGCACCGGCCGCCGCCGCCGGUCUGUGUUCAACCUCACCGUGGCGGAUCUGCCCCCCGGGUCCCCACAGUGCUCAGUGGAAGGGGGUCCUGGGGAUCUCAGCCUCCGUUUCCGCUGCUCGUGGCCUGGCGGAGUCCCAGCCGCCUCCCUGCAGUUCCAGGGCCUCCCGGAAGGCGUCCGUGCUGGGCCGGUGUCCUCCGCCCUUCUGGUGGCCGUGCCCGCCCAUCCCGGGCUCAGUGGCGUGACUGUCACCUGCCUGGCUCGACACCUGGCGGCCACGCGCACCUGCACCGUCACCCCAGAGGCCCCUCAGGAGGUGCUACUACACCCCCUGGUGGCAGAGACCAGGUCAGGGGAGGCAGAAGUGGUCCUGGAGGCCUCCGGCUGUCCCCCACCCUCAAGAGCAGUCUGGGCUCGGGAAGGCCGGCCACUGGCUCCGGGAGGAGGGGGACGCCUGAGGCUCAGCCAGGAUGGGCGCAAGCUCCUCAUCAGCAACUUCAGCCUUGACUGGGACCUGGGGAACUACUCUGUGCUGUGCAGUGGCGCACUAGGCGCCGGGGGCAACCAGAUCACACUUGCAGGCCCCUCCAUCUCCUCAUGGAGACUACAGAGAGCCCGCGAUGCCGCGGUGCUGACUUGGGACGUGGAACGCGGGUCCCUGAUCAGUGGCUUCGAGAUCCAGACACGGACACAGAGAUCUGACCAGAGCAGAGUCACCAACUACAGGGACUGGGUUACCCUGCUCUUUCUGGGUCCUGGAGAACGGUCUGCCGUGGUGCCACUCUCUCCUGGGAACCCCACAACCUGGGUCUUUCGGAUCCUGCCCGUGCUGGGAGCCCAUCCUGGGACUCCUUCCCAAAGUCGGGUCUACCAGAUGGGACCCACUCUGAGCCCCGGGGCCAUCACUGGCAUCGUCCUGGGAUCCUUACUAGGCUUGGCGCUGUUGGUAGGGCUUAUUAUCCUGUGUAUCUGCUGCCUGCAACGCUCCCAAGGAAAGGCUCCUACAAAAAAGCAGCAGCCCCUGACCUUGCCACCUGUGAUCACCCCACCAAGAAAGACCAUGCAGAAGAGUGUGACCCCAGUACAGACUCCACAGCCACUGCCUAUCAAAUGCCCACCGAAGGACCUCAGCCCAGUCAGGGCUCACCAACUCACUGGCCCGCGUCCAGUCAUCUGUCCAGGUGGGGGCUCUCGGACUGUUCGGACAGCCACACAGGUGUGAUCACAGCUGGCGGCCAGCUCUGCAUGGUAUCUUUUGCCUCAGCAGCAAAGAGGGCCUGAAUUGACUGAGGGG